Messenger RNA from Eremothecium gossypii ATCC 10895, 1590 nucleotides. RefSeq names its product sterol 14-demethylase (gene ERG11). The record is from RefSeq and is marked provisional. NCBI's taxonomy places the organism in Eukaryota, Fungi, Ascomycota, Saccharomycetes, Saccharomycetales, Saccharomycetaceae. The coding region runs from base 1 to 1590 and encodes 529 amino acids. Gene Ontology annotation, molecular function: oxidoreductase activity, acting on paired donors, with incorporation or reduction of molecular oxygen; heme binding; iron ion binding. Gene Ontology annotation, biological process: ergosterol biosynthetic process. The transcript has a single exon.
AUGUCAGAAUCCUUGCUACAGACAGUGGUGGCGUACGUGGAGUUGGUGCUGCACCACUUCAUGGCGUUGUCGUGGACGCAGCAGCUGUCCAUAGUAAUAGUGGCACCAUUCAUAUACUCGCUGGUGUGGCAGACGUUAUAUUCAUUCAGGAAGGAUAGAGUACCGCUAGUGCCGUUCAUGGUACCCUGGGUGGGUUCCGCGCUCGCGUAUGGGAGGGCUCCGUACGAGUUUUUUGGCAAGUGCCAGCAGAAGUAUGGCGAUGUGUUUGCGUUCAUGCUGCUGGGGCGUGUGAUGACGGUGUAUCUGGGGACGAAGGGCCACGAGUUCAUUCUGAAUGCGAAGCUGGCGGAGGUGUCUGCGGAGGAGGCGUACACAAAGCUUACGACGCCUGUAUUCGGCGAGGGCGUGGUGUAUGACUGCCCCAACCACCGCUUAAUGGAGCAAAAGAAGUUCUGCAAGAACGCUCUGUCGACGGAGGCCUUCCGGCGGUACGUGCCGAUGGUGAUGGACGAGGUGCGGAAGUACCUGCGUACUUCGAAGCACUUCAUGAUGAACGAGCGCAGCUCCGGCGUGGUGAACGUGAUGGAGACGCAGCCCGAGAUGACUAUCUUCACGGCAUCGCGCUCUCUACUGGGAGCGGAAAUGCACUCUAUGCUGGACGCCGAUUUUGCUUAUCUGUACGCAGACCUGGACAAGGGCUUCACGCCUCUGAACUUUGUCUUUAGGGAUCUACCACUGGACAACUACAGGCGCAGAGAUAACGCACAGCGCACUAUUUCCAGCACGUACAUGAAGGUCAUAGAACGUCGGCGUAAAAACAACGACGUCCAGGACCGUGAUCUUAUCGACGCUCUGAUGACCAGUGCUCAGUACAAAGAUGGGGUGAAAAUGACCGACCAGCAGAUCGCAAACCUACUCAUUGGCGUGCUGAUGGGCGGCCAACAUACCUCUGCAGCUACAUCUGCCUGGGUGCUUCUGCACCUGGCCGAGCGCCCAGAUAUCCAAGAGGAGUUGUACGAAGAACAGAUGCGUGUUUUGGACGGCGGUGCGAAGGAGUUGACGUACGAACUGCUACAGGAAAUGCCGCUAUUGAACCAAGUCAUUAAGGAAACCCUGCGGAUGCAUCACCCUCUUCACUCCCUCUUUAGGAAGGUUACACGCGAUAUGCCCGUGCCAAACACCUCGUAUGUCAUCCCCAAGGACCAUUACGUCCUAGCUUCCCCUGGUUUCUGUCACUUGUCGGAAGAAUACUUCCCCAACGCCAAGGAGUUCAACCCUCACCGUUGGGACAACGAUGCAGCUUCUUCAGUUUCAACUGGCGAGAAGGUGGACUACGGCUUUGGUGCUAUCUCAAAGGGUGUCUCAUCUCCAUAUUUGCCUUUCGGCGGUGGUAGACACAGAUGCAUCGGAGAGGGUUUUGCCUACAUGCAGCUAGGCACCAUUUUCUCCGUGGUAGUGAGAUCGAUGAAGUGGCACUUUCCUGCAGAUAUGAAGGGCGUCCCCAACCCCGAUUUCACGUCCAUGGUCACUCUUCCUUCAGAGCCUUGUAGAAUUGCGUGGGAAAGGCGUGUUCCAGAUCAGAUUAUUUGA